Messenger RNA from Colletotrichum graminicola M1.001, 678 nucleotides. Its product is annotated as SCP-like extracellular protein. Bases 1 to 678 code for a protein of 225 amino acids. Gene Ontology annotation, cellular component: extracellular region. The record is from RefSeq and is a predicted model, not a curated record. Lineage: Eukaryota; Fungi; Ascomycota; Sordariomycetes; Glomerellales; Glomerellaceae. The transcript is spliced from 2 exons.
AUGCGUUUCUCCGUCGUUGCUGUUGCCGCUCUUGCAACUCAGGCUGCCGCCUGGAGGCCCGGCCGUCCCUCCGGAUCCUGGGGUUGGGGUAGUUACCCGGGCCACGAGGGCGCCGUAACCACCGUUAUCGUUCCCGCUCCCACUGACGACCCCUCCGCCCCGGCCGUCACACCGGCUCCCGUCGAGGAGGAUCCCGCUCCCCCUUCCGCCCCAGCCCCCACGACCACCGCCUCCAGCGGUUCCCCUGGCUCUUCCGGUCUGACCACCGACCAGAAGGCCGCCCUCGACGCCCACAACGCCGCCCGCAGCGAUGUCGGCGUCUCUCCUCUCGAGUGGGAUGACUCCCUCGCCGCCGACGCCCUGGAGUGGGCCAACCACCUGCUCUCUGUCGGCUCCCUGACGCACUCUCAGACCGCCAACCAGGGCGAGAACCUGUACAUGCAGUCGAACGAGGACAGCCCCAACGUCAACGCCGCCGACGCCUGGAUCAAGGAGAAGGAAGAUUACAAGGGCGACACCAUCAGCGAAACCAACUACAUGGGCUUCGGUCACUACACCCAGAUCGUCUGGGAGAGCACCACCAAGGUCGGCCUGGCUGUUGCCUCCAACUCUCAGGGCACCUACGUCGUCGCGCGCUACUCGCCCCCUGGCAACUUCAUCGGCCAGAAGCCUUAUUAA